Messenger RNA from Ruditapes philippinarum (Manila clam), 1627 nucleotides. RefSeq names its product protein dachsous-like. The record is from RefSeq and is a predicted model, not a curated record. Gene Ontology annotation, biological process: homophilic cell-cell adhesion. The transcript has 3 exons. Lineage: Eukaryota; Metazoa; Mollusca; Bivalvia; Venerida; Veneridae. Bases 209 to 1627 code for a protein of 472 amino acids. Gene Ontology annotation, cellular component: plasma membrane. Gene Ontology annotation, molecular function: calcium ion binding.
UCAUCAGUGUACAGUACACAUUUUACAAAGGAGAUUGUUAUGGUAAACACCGACAUCGGAGUGCUCCGCGAUUUUACAAAAAUGUGAAAUAAAAAUAAAUUUUAGGGGUAAAUGGAACUUAUUUUUGUGCAAGUAUAUAUUUUGGAAAGAAGAAUUCAACAUUUGUAAUGAGUUAUUAAAGCACAAAUGGAAUUGAUGAAUACAUCAAAUGCACCUGCAGUUUGAGAGAGGAAUGAAAAUGUGCGGAGUUAAUCGAGUGGAGUUGAUAGUUGCCGUGUUGGCACACUUUCUUAUAAAUGUUGCUGCAGUCUGUUCAAAUAAUGCUGUAGUAACAUUAAAGUAUGAGCUAAAAGAAGGUCUGCCACCAGGAUCAGAAGUUGGAAACAUUGCUGAAAGGCUUUCUUUUAUGGGAUAUCCUAAUUUAGGACCGCCAUAUACUGAAUUUUUCUUUUUGGAAGAUUGGGUAAAAGAGGUUUUUCAGAUCAAUUACAGCACUGGAUUAAUUACAGCAAAACGCAGCUUGGAUAGGGAGACAAAUGAUUCCUUUUCAUUUUCAAUACAAAAAGGGGAAGGAUAUAUAUGUAUUAAUGUGACUGUUCUAGAUAUAAAUGAUAAUGCCCCAGUGUUCUCUUUGCAGGACAAAAAUUUAAGUGUUCCUGAUGGUGCACCCCAUCAUAUAAUAUAUUUAAGUAUUCCAGAAGGAGCACCACAUCAUAUAUUUUCCCUAGGAAGCGUACAAGAUAAGGACAUAGGUGAGAAUACCAUCCAAGGCUUUAGGUUUGUGUCUGCAAAUGAUGACCACGCAUUGAAUGUUAAAGGCAGAUAUUCAGGCCCUCAGAAGGUACUUUUGGAUUUAGUUGUGAACGGAACAUUGGAUUAUGAAACUACGCCACAUUAUACAUUGUUAGUGGAGGUUUAUGAUGGGGGAAAAGCCCCUUGCUCUCAUUUCAAAAAUAAUAAAAGUAAAUUUUCAGCACCCAAAUUUGAAAACGCAACAAGGGGAACCAGUGUUCUUCAAGUACAAGCCACUGAUAUUGACCAGAUAGAUCAAGGAAAAAUAACCUACUCUAUAGACAGUAAGAGCAAUCCUGAUGGAGUUUUUGUGAUAGAUUCUGUCUCUGGUAUUAUUACAUUGGACAAACUUCUAGAUUAUGAAACUAAAAAGUAUUACCAAAUUAUAGCUAUUGCUAGUGAUCAAACCAACCCAUCUCGGGCUGUCGUUGAAAUUGAAGUGUUGAAUAUUAAUGAGAUUCCAGCAAAUAUAUAUAUUACCUAUCUUACUUCUGAUGCAACUCCUAGAAUUCCAGAAAAUGCACUAAAAGGAGUUGUGGUUGCCAGAGUAUCUGUCAGUGAUCCAGAGGCUCCAGAUACAGAUAAUUCAGAUAUAGCUGUAAGUCUGCAGGGUGGAGAAAAUCGCUUCAAACUAGAACCUACAAGUAGUGGAACAUUUAAACUACUUGUGGAUCAGCCACUGGAUAGAGAGAGCAAGGCCGUUUAUAAUCUGACACUGGUUGCAGCUGAUUCAGGUUCCCCACCACUUUCAGCCUCCAAGUCUUUCCUAUUACAAAUUUUAGAUAUAAAUGACAAUGCCCCUAUAUUCAGUAAGAACUUUUUACGAGGCUGGUAG